AGUCUCUCACUCUCUUGUACUACGUCUUUCAUUUCAUACCAAUUUUAGAAACCCUAGAAAGACGAAACAGAGAUAGUUAGGGUUUCAGAUUUCCGACUUGCCGGAAAAUGAAUCGCGAGACGUCGAGAAAGAAGCUUGCACUGGUGGAUUGGUCGGAGCUCCCGAAAGAAUUGCUGGAAAAAAUCUCCGGCGGGCUUAUCGGACUUUCCGGCCCCGAUUACUUAACAUUCCGAAAAGUUUGCAGAAAAUGGCGUGAUUCUUGCCCUCCUCCGACCAACCUCUUUUUUCCUGGUUUCCCUCUCGAAAUUCCAACUUACUUAGGUCGAGAGGUAGUUCUAUUUCCGAGCUUCAUCUACGUUCUUAGACUCCCUCUGCACAAAUGCAAUCCCACCACCACUAGUUGGAUUGUCCAAGUCGACGAGUUCAAUCCUGGUAAGCUCCAAGUUCGCAAUCCUGUUACUAAUAAUCGCCUCUAUGUUGAUAAUUUCCCCGAAACCCUAAAUUUCAAUGAUUACUCAUCGCUGCCCUAUGCAAUUAGUUACAAUCUCCGUCUCUCUACCGGUAACGAUGAUGUUUUUGAUUCCCGAUGUUACCCUUGGCGGGAUUAUCCGGUAAAGACCAAAUCCAUUUUAUUAGAAUGUGGUAUGGUGGUAGUGUUGUCGCUUGGUCAAGUAGGGAUGUUAGGAAUUUUGAAGGUUAAUGGGGAUUGGAAGUUCACAGAUUUUGGCUAUAAUGGGCGCUUCGACGAUAUUGAGGUGUUCAAGGAGCAUAUUUGUGUGUUAACUCGUUUUGGGAAAUCUUUCCUUAUUAAUGGUGCUGAUGGGAAAUUGAUUAGCUUGAUAAGUAAACCGCUUUCAAAGAGUUAUGUUGGUGAUAGGCGCAAACUUUUGACUGCAUAUGGUGACGAUUUGUACAUGAUUGCUCGAGGGGAAUGCGAAUUUAAGGUGUUUAAGUUGAAUGGAAAGUUGCAACAGUGGGAAAGAGUAAAUAGUUUGGGAGAUAAGAUAUUGUUUGUGUCUUAUGAUAAGUGUUUCUUACUUGAUGCGGAUUAUCUACCAGUAUUUGAAAGGAAUUGUAUUCUGUUCCCUAAGAAUUGUUUUCCUAAUAAUUCUGGAGAUUACUCUGUUGAUGGGGAAUUGUUUCAAGGAGCAACUCGGCACCUGGAGAUUGGUGUGUUCUUUUUGGGUCAGAAAUUUUGUCAGCCAAUAUCAUCUUACCCGCGAUUGUCUAAAUUGUUUUGGCCAAUUCCUUCUUGGAUCAUGUCAGAUUCGUGCUCAUCAUUGGGCUCAGAUAGGUUUUCCGAGGAGGAUGAAGAAAUGGAAACCUCUAGCUAUAGUGGUUCAGAAUCUAGCUUAAAGGAACAAAGUUCAAAUGCUGUUUCGCAUCAUGGAAAGAACAUACACCCUUCAUCCUCAGACCAAAUAGACACAUUUCUAGAAGACGUCUCAAGUGAGAAUAAUGGUACAUCAAUUCCAGCUAUAGAUUCUCCUCUCCAGAUUACUCAGGAUAACUCUUUACUAGAGAAAUUCCAAGGGGCAGAUGUGAGCUCCAAUUUAGUCCCAGUUCGCAGUAAUGACCUUCUGACGUGGGCCUUGGAAUCACUUGCAAAGAUGGUAAUUAUUCUUCAAAAAAAUACCGGGGAGUCCUUGGAUGACUCCCAAGCUGAGUACCUGAAGUUGUCCCUGGUUGAUCUUCAAACGCUGCAUUUCAGAUUAGAUUGGAUGGUUCCCUUUGUCGAAAGGGCUUUGGCAAUUCACAAAAGCAAGUGUCAGAAAAUUAUUGUGACAGACCUUGAGAAAAGAAAGUCCAAGCUCCUUGCAGAAUUACAUGAACUAGAACAAAUGGAAAAGACUCUGGCUGGUAGCUUAAUAAUAUCCACUGCACCACCAAUCUUAAAGAAAGGCUUAGCUGAAGGACUUUUCUGAGUUAUCAGCUUUACCAGAUUCAUGGAAAAAGCAGCAGGUCACAAGAUCUGCCCUGAAUCCCCUGUUAUAUCAGUUUAACAUUUUGGAAGAAUAUGACAACCAGAAACAUUUUGGAAGAAUAUAUUACGAGAAACAUUUUGGUUCAGAAGCUGGAAUUAUUAUUAAUAUUUAUUAUCAGUUCUGUCUUCUGUAUGUGCUUAGUGGCCGAAACACCACGUAUGUUUUCAGCUGUAGGCCAGUUAAGUAGAGCCAUGAAGACCCUUUUGUAUUCUGUAGAAGUAUAUAAGUACUGUAAGACUGUAAAUGGACUAAAGGACAGGUAGGUCUGAUGUUCAAUUAUUCGUUGUAAUAGCUAUUGCUAUAUGAUUGUCUCACUCUUGAAUUAUUUAUAGUAAUCAUGCCAUGUAGUAAUUCCUUUUCAA
This is a messenger RNA of Spinacia oleracea (spinach), 2347 nucleotides long. RefSeq names its product F-box protein SKIP23. The record is from RefSeq and is a predicted model, not a curated record. Bases 108 to 1925 code for a protein of 605 amino acids. Lineage: Eukaryota; Viridiplantae; Streptophyta; Magnoliopsida; Caryophyllales; Amaranthaceae. The transcript has 5 exons.